Meyerozyma guilliermondii ATCC 6260 is the source of this 1224-nucleotide messenger RNA. RefSeq lists its product as uncharacterized. Lineage: Eukaryota; Fungi; Ascomycota; Pichiomycetes; Serinales; Debaryomycetaceae. Gene Ontology annotation, molecular function: chondroitin hydrolase activity. The record is from RefSeq and is a predicted model, not a curated record. The coding region runs from base 1 to 1224 and encodes 407 amino acids. The transcript has a single exon. Gene Ontology annotation, biological process: polysaccharide catabolic process.
AUGUCCGAUUUUAGAGAGUUGAAGCAAAAAUUGUACAGCGAAUCAGUAGUCGCUAAGAUUUGGGGAGUUGCGUCCUCUAAGCUCAAUGAUGCAAACCCGCCAACGGAGAUGCCCGAGUACUCCUUUUUUGACGACAAAGGAUACACAUAUCGUGACAUGGAGUAUUGGACAUGUGGUUUCUUUCCGGGGUCACUUUAUGCUCUACGCGAGCGGAGUGUAAAAUAUAGUGACAGUUUUCCUGGGUCGAAACUUCAUCCUCUCAAGCUUGAGCAUGCUGCCAAAUGGUGGGCGGAGUCCUUGAAAAUUGAGGCACCAAGAACUGAUACCCAUGAUUUGGGUUUUAUAAUUGCCCCUGUGUUUAUUAGGGAACACGAACUUACAGGAAGUAAGGAAUCCUUAGAUAUUCUAGUUACAGCAGCAAAUGCUUUAGCUAGUAGAUUCGACGAAACGGUUGGCUGUAUAAGAUCAUGGGACACUGCUGUCAAUAAGCGUUACAACUAUUCAGAUACUCAGAAGGAUUACUUGGUCAUUAUUGAUAACAUGUGCAAUUUAGACUUGUUGUACUAUGUUGCCAAAAAGACUGGAGACUUGAGAUUGUCAUCAAUUGCUACUCGUCAUGCCGAAACUACCUUGAAGCACCACUUCAGAGAAGACUGGUCGUGCUACCAUGUCCUCAACUAUAACAAAAGGAACGGAGAAGUCAUCGCCAAAUUCACGAACCAAGGCUUUGCCGAUGAAUCUGCUUGGUCAAGAGGUCAAUCAUGGGCCGUUAUGGGGUAUGCCGAUGCUUAUGCAUUCACUAAACAGAAGAAGUUCUUAGACGCUGCCAUUUCAUUAGCUGACUAUUUUUUGGGUCAAUUACCCGAGGAUGGAGUUCCAGCUUGGGACUUUAAAGCUCCCAACAAAGAGGUACGGGAUGUCUCCGCGGGAAUGAUUGCAUCGCUUGGAAUGCUUAGCAUUUAUGAAUCUACCAAGGAUAAAAAGUAUUUGGACCUGGCCCUCAAGCUUAUAGACAACUGCACUAGGUUUGCUUACAACGAGGAGUCAAAGUUGCAUGAGGGAGGGAAGGUUACCUUGGGAAACUUUGAUACAAUUUUGCACGCUUCCACCAUCAAUAACAAUCCGGAUGCUCCAAAGCAGCUUGCAAAUCAUGGCUUAGUAUACGCAGACUACUACUUUUUGACUAUUGGUAACAAGCUAUUAGAUCUUGAAGUUUUCAACUAA